Molecule: messenger RNA, 1164 nt
Organism: Racocetra fulgida
Lineage: Eukaryota; Fungi; Glomeromycota; Glomeromycetes; Diversisporales; Gigasporaceae
Source: the annotation of a GenBank genome assembly
GAAUUAAGAAAGUUGAUUGAUAAUGACUAUCGACUCAUCGUUCCCAUACUUGAUGCACUACCUCAUUUCACGCUUGAAGAAGAUCUGAUGUGUAAUGUUCAACAAACAGUUUUCGAUCGACUUGAAUCCGCAGAUUUAGAUGAUUUGGCCGUUUUCUCACAAUAUAAAGUUAUUUUGCAGGUAGUACAGCAGAUUAGAGAUAAAGUCGAUUUCCAUUCAAUAGGCGAGCUGCAAAGUGAAGCCCUGAAUUUAAAGAAGCAUCAAAAGAGAAAUAAAGAACAGAUUCCGGAGGCUUUGAUACUAGACUCGAUUAAAUUGGGUAUCGACAUCCACAAGUUUGUUAAAGAUGCAUGGUUAAAAGCAAUCAAUGAUGUUAAUGCAAAGCCAUACCAACAGCAAGAAAUUGUAGCGUCAUUAGUAACUCAUAUUGGAUGUGGCUCGCCUAUUGAAAUUGAAUCGGCACUUUCAGUGCUGUCACAUUUAGUUAAGACGGAUAUAAAAAAGAUGAGCCGUUUUGCAAUUUUUGUAAAAGGACUUUUAGAUUACUUGGAUAAUCUUAAUAUAGAUCAGAUUCGAGUCUUGUUCGAUGUGAUUAGCAAAUUAGUUUAUGAGGGAUAUCAAUAUCAAAAUUCGUUAAUCGAUUUACUUAAAUGGUUUAAAAAAUCUAAGGAUUCAAACUAUGAUGGUUCAAAUGGUGGUUUACUCGCCGAGUUCUCAAUUGUCAUUCAGAAACAGUUGUCUAAUCCUAACGAGAAGUAUAAACAGAUAGGUGUUGUAGGUGCACUCGCUUUAGUGCAAACAUUGGGUUCUACUCAGAAUGCAGAAAACCCUAAUCACGAAAAUACUUAUAUAAUAGACAACGAUGACUUGGCCAAAUUAAGAGAUGAUCAUUACUAUUUAAACGGAAUGCCAAUAGAAAUUUGGUUUGAAGCAGAGUGUGAUACUGAUGAUUUACCAAAGUUUAACGUUUACCCUAUGUUGUGCGAACCUCAUGUUUCGCAAGAAUUACGUAUGCAACAUCUGUUCAAGAGAGAUCAUGUAAUAUGUUGCUGUUCGAUGUUGAGAUUAGUACAAGCUUGUCUAAAAGUAAAAGAGGGAAGCAUGACAGAAAUCGGUGCUUUGUUAAGCACUGGGUUGCUCAUGUACGAAAAAGUUGAUAUUGAU